This is a messenger RNA of Archocentrus centrarchus (flier cichlid), 785 nucleotides long. RefSeq names its product tRNA methyltransferase activator subunit 11-2 (gene trmt112). The transcript has 4 exons. The coding region runs from base 106 to 477 and encodes 123 amino acids. Gene Ontology annotation, molecular function: protein heterodimerization activity. The record is from RefSeq and is a predicted model, not a curated record. NCBI's taxonomy places the organism in Eukaryota, Metazoa, Chordata, Actinopteri, Cichliformes, Cichlidae. Gene Ontology annotation, biological process: peptidyl-glutamine methylation; rRNA (guanine-N7)-methylation; tRNA methylation.
GCGGGACUUCCGGUGCACAUGUAAACGCUGCAGCGUGUUUGAUGUGUAGUUGUGAGUCUGCGGCUGUUCGACAGUUUACUUGGUUUUUAGCGCCUGUUUGUAACCAUGAAGCUCCUCACGCACAACAUGCUGACGUCUCACGUGAAAGGGGUCACCAAUGGAUACCCGCUGCUCAUCAAGGCCACUGAGGUGAAGGUGAAUGAGGUGGAGUUUAACUCUCAGUUUGUCAGCCGGAUGAUCCCCAAACUGGAGUGGGGCGCUCUGGUCCAGGCAGCAGAGGAGUUGGGUCAUCGACAAGACCUGCCAGGUGAGCUGGCCCCAGACUACGAGAAAAAUGAAGAGUUCUUGAAGAAAGUGCACCGAGUGCUGUUAGAGGUGGAGGUGAUAGAGGGCUGUCUUCAGUGCCCUGAAUCAGGGCGGGAGUUCCCAAUCUCUAAAGGAAUCCCGAACAUGCUGCUGAAUGAAGACGAGGUGUAGACGGCACCGCCUCGGUUCCUAUUCCCAUCCUCACCCACCGUAUUGUCGCUCUGAUUCUGGACUGUGUGCAUUCAGAGAGAGGCUGGACUCUGAUUAGAGUUGGAAAAUAGGCCACACUGUUUGUUUGAUUGUAGUUAUGACAUCUGAGUGGCCGAUGCCGCCAGUGGAGGGAAAAGAUUUGGAGAAUAACAGAUGGAAACGUUCCCUGAGAGUAACCCCCAGUGGUUUUAUCUGUAUUUAUUUUUGUAACUGUUUUGACUCUUUUCCUUUUUUUUCCUUUUUCAAUAAAACUGUCCAGAUUUUCAUAA